This is a messenger RNA of Colletotrichum acutatum, 909 nucleotides long. RefSeq names its product Alpha/Beta hydrolase protein. Gene Ontology annotation, cellular component: mitochondrion. Lineage: Eukaryota; Fungi; Ascomycota; Sordariomycetes; Glomerellales; Glomerellaceae. Gene Ontology annotation, biological process: acylglycerol catabolic process. The coding region runs from base 64 to 909 and encodes 281 amino acids. The record is from RefSeq and is a predicted model, not a curated record. The transcript has a single exon. Gene Ontology annotation, molecular function: monoacylglycerol lipase activity.
CGUGCUUCAGAGCCGUGCCACAACCCGACUCCUUUUGAAACUCAUUCUUAGUCCUCAACCAUCAUGGACGCUGGCAACCGGAAAGUUAUUCGUCACUCAAAUGGACAGUCAACCGCAUACAUUCUCGACUCUUUUGUCGACCCUUGGAAACCAGCUGAGACUAUACUACUUCAACAUGGCUUCGGGCGAACCUCGGAUCACUUCUAUCAUUGGGUUCCGGCCCUUGCCAGAAAGUACAAUGUCUUGCGUCGUGAUCUCCGGGGCCACGGCUGCUCGAGCUACCCGGGCCCCGAUGACGACGAUGUCUACCAAUACAAUACUGCCACGAUUCUAGGUGAGAUCAAGGACACCUUGGAUCAACUGAAGAUUGAUAAGGUUCACUUUAUCGGGGAGUCAACGAGCGGUAUGCUCGCAGAAAUAUUCGCCGCAACAUACCCAGAACGCGUCAGCUCCAUCAUUGUGUGUUCAUCGCCAACCCAUCUGCCGGCCUCAGCGCAGCAGUUCCUUGCUUUCGGUUUGGAAUCUUGGCCUCAAGCAUGCCGCCAACUUGGAUCAAGAGGUUGGGCAGAACGGCUUCUUGGUGCGAGCGGCACUGUGGCGAGUAGUGAUCCCGACUACCUCGCAUGGUGGAAGGACAAGGUUGCUGUCAGUGACGGAGAGGGGCUUGCAGGAUAUGCCGAAUUCUUGAGUCAGCUGGAUGCUCAGCCAUAUCUGGGAGACAUCAAAGCUCCUAUGUUGAUUUUGUCGCCUACAAACAGUGCUCUUGUGAGCGUUGAAUCCAUGAAAAAGCUGACUGCGGAGGUUGCCUUAUCGAAGCUAGCAGUCAUCGAGUCUCAAGGGCAUGAAAUUUACGCUGAGGCUGCAGAGGAUUGUAUUGCAAAGAUUAGGGACUUUCUACGAGAACUUUAG